UAAACGUUUUGAGACAUUCUCUCAAUCCAGUGUUGACGAUUUUCUUGAAUGGAUGACAGACUUUAACGAAGUCAUCAGAAAUACACAGUCUCCAAAAUGUCGUCUCAUUUUAUCCAUCCUAUUUUCUACAUAUGCAAAGAAAGCAAUGUCGGAAUUUAAACCAAGAGACCUUUCAUUAAUUAUUGAUCGAUGCCUGGAAUGCGCUAUUGAAAAUCAAAACCACAUAUUGAUUUUAGAGAUUGUGAGGUCAUACGUGCUUGAUUUUGAUUUUCAUUUGUGUAAACUGUUUAAAGGCAAGAAAAGAAUUUCUUUUCUUGUGGACACUUUCUUGAAUACAGCAUUAUACAUACUUCUAAGAGAAUGUCCAAGACUUCAACAAAAUGCAAUCAGACUAUCGUUCUGUUGUGAAUGUAGCAAGGAAAGUAGGCUUGUGAUCAUGAUGUUAUACAAAGGUAGCAUAGAAAUGAAAGACGGAACUCCGGAAAAGGUCAUGGGGGUCAAUCUGGUAUUGUAUAACUAUACACACCCAUCUGAUGAAGCUCAUACUGUCUUCAACUCCUCUUCUGCUUCUUUUUCAUCAACCAACCUGCCUGUUAUACCAGAAAAUGACGCAAGAAAACUUUUCAAGAAGCAUUCCAACCUCACUUUGAUAUCGGCAUCUCCUUAUAAAUCAUCAGGAUAUUCCAAAGGAAAACAUGUCAUUAUCGAAAAACACUGCAUUAGUCUUUUGUGUUUACAUAAAGGAUUCAUUCCCUUUGGAGAACGAGAGUUUCCUAAACAAAUCAAUGGUUUCGAAGUAGAUGUACAGGAGGGCUACUGUUUGUUGGGAAGUGGUAAAUCUAUAGACUUUGGGGGACAUAUCCGUCGUGCCAGAGGAGUUAACAAUCCUGGAAAUGGAAGCAUUGGGGGUUUUGUUGAUUUGCCAGAUGGUUCCGUUGGUUUGAUUACGUGUGCUCAUGUUGUAUUUUCAACAGAUGAAUUGAAUGUACCAAAUACUGAAUUAGAAAACUAUGUAACUUGUAGAGGUACAGAUUUUAAAGCAGAGUUUUUUGAUAAAAAUAAGCAUAAAUUUCAAGUAUGUGGCAAUAUUGUGGAUAAACGCUUUCCACUCUCAAUGAAUGACAAUGCCAUUGACGCCGCUUUGAUAAAACUUGACCCAACUGUGAACGAAUUUGGAUUUCCCGUGGCACUAGCUAGUCAACUAUAUUCAGCAGGUUUUGACCCAGAUAUAUCACCAGUAUUUAAUGGGGAGGUUGUUACUUUGCAAGAUCCUUACCCUAUCCACAACGUAGGCAGCAGAUUUCCGGAUAGAUUAGACAGUGUCAUAAAAUAUGGAAGUCAAUCAGGGUUCACGAUUGGAAAUCUCUACUUUGAUGGAGCACAUAUCCGCUUUUUGAACGAAUCUUUAGGUUUACCGGACCAAAUCAACAUUGUGUCUAUGUAUAAUCAAAUUGAAAUUCAAAGCCUUCCACAUGGGGCCUUUUUUGAAGUUGGUGAUUCAGGGGCCUUUGUUUUCUGUAUCAAUCCAGACAAGACUCUGAGCUGUCUUGGGAUGGCGAUAGGUUUGACCACUAGGGGAUCCUGUCUCGUGACACCAAUGGUUAGAAUACUAGAUUCUUUUGGUCUCCCUCAUACAUUAAAGCCGUGUUCUUCGUUUUGCCCUAGAAACAACUCGUCAGGGUCACAGGAUCCUACAGGUUCACAGUCAGAACAGCAAAAUAAUAAUGCUUCAUCCAGUGUUGAUUUAGGAGCAAUUCUGUUGAAUUUGCAAACUUCAAUAACGAGUAUGCAAUCGUCAAUAAUGGGCGUUCAGAAUCAACAAACCUCUAUUCAAACUUCAUUACAAAGUGUACAAGCAGAGGUUGGAAAUCUGAAAGCACAAGUUCAAGCAGACGUUUGGGAUUUGAAAGCUCAAAUUCAAGAAUUAAAAGAUGAGAUUCACACAAAUUCAUCUACUGGUUUAUUGGACAUCAACCAAAACUAGAAAGUCUAUUUUAAAUCUAGAUAUUCCUGUCAUGUACUUUAUCGAACCUUUUAGAAAAAAUGAACUCGCACAAAACUCACAGAUGGUGAU
Saccostrea cuccullata (small rock oyster) is the source of this 2074-nucleotide messenger RNA. RefSeq lists its product as uncharacterized. Lineage: Eukaryota; Metazoa; Mollusca; Bivalvia; Ostreida; Ostreidae. The transcript has 2 exons. The coding region runs from base 53 to 1984 and encodes 643 amino acids. The record is from RefSeq and is a predicted model, not a curated record.